Molecule: messenger RNA, 3585 nt
Organism: Penicillium olsonii
Lineage: Eukaryota; Fungi; Ascomycota; Eurotiomycetes; Eurotiales; Aspergillaceae
Source: the annotation of a GenBank genome assembly
AUGAAUAUCACCAAGCCAGUGUCUAAUUGCCCUGCCCCAGCGAGGCUGCCUUUGCUUGCCCAGCGCACACCUCGACUUUCGAGAGUCAGCGAUGUGACAAAUGUGAUCCCCGACCCGGUCAAUAGUCAAUGCGAAGACCAGUCAGUUGCUGACCCCGUGCAUGCCAAAACCGUGUCCCAAGUAAAUGCGCCUGCUGAAGAUGGAUACCACCGGGUAAACCUUGAGGGGACAUCAGAUGGUGGAGCCGCGCUGCCAGCCAGCAAGGAUGUUUCGAAACCAAGUGGAAACAAGACAUCUUUUCCUCUACCCCCAGAAUCAAAGCAAGAGCCUCAGCCUCAACGUAGGCCUCAGGCUAUCACGAGCCUUCCACGAUCAAGGGUGCCUCUGAGACCGGUCAACACCCAACCUGCUUCCAAAAGGGUUGAUCCGGUUGAAAAGGAGGCCCCACAAAGCAAGCUGCUUCCAAAUCCUACCGGUAAAAGAAUCAUUCAAUUGAGUGAGAAUGACCUCUUCGAACAGCUCAUUGUGAAGAUAAGACAGCGAGAGGAGAGCGAGCAAAACACCGCGAGCAUUAUACGACAGAUCGAAUCGGAAAACCAGGCACUGAAAGAAACAAACCAGAAUUUGCAGGAGCGAGUUAGAAAGCAACAAGGGCAACUUGCCAAAGCCUCUUCUGAAAACAAAGGCCAGCGCGCACAGUUAGACCAGUGGAGGGCAAAGAUUGUCAUGUUCAAGGGCAUCAUCGGAGAGCUUGGUCGUGAAUAUGACAAGGUCCGGGAACAGACAAUGAGUUUGAAAGAGAUCGCGGUAUCCCUAGGCGAUGAAAAAUCACAAAUCCAAGCCACCCUGGAGGAUCUCAAGAUGCAAGUCUCGAGACACACUGAAACGGCCGAGGGCCAGAAAAAGAAGCUUGCUACCUCCGAUGGCGCGAUUGCUCAUUUAACAGAUGCAUUGAAUCAUUCAGAGAAAAGGGGAGAUCUCAUCAAGAGUCAGCUUGUGGGCGAGAGAAAGCGAAUCGUGACGCUAGAGACUUAUAUCCAAAACGAAUCUCAGACUCAGGCCCGGUACCUGUAUGUUGUCAAGAAAGAGCAAGGCAGAAUGACCGAGAAGCUUGAUGCCAUGUGCGAUCAAUUCAGCAAGGCAUGUCUUGGAACACAAGAUGUUAUCCUGUCAAAACUGAGUCCAGAAGUCGAGAGAUGUGUCGCAUCAGUUGAGGACAUGAAGAAACAGCACUCUGCUGAAACGCUGGAUGCCGAGCACUUCGCCAAAAGUAUCGAAGAAGCGGCCUCUCGCUUUGGGUCCCUGGCGGGUCAGUUCACAAGUGAUCUUGACAAAAAUAAUGAAAUGAGCAACAGCGUGGCCGAGGCACUACGUGAGGGCCUGCAAUCAGUGGAAAGCAACCUUGGCCCAUACUCAUCGCUGGUCAAGCAACUUGCCAACAACGAAAAUUGUUAUAACAGCCUCCAACAGCAAGUUCAAGCGGUUACACCAAGUCUCGGGAGUCUGGGGGCUUUGGUCAAGACCGUUGAGGCUACUGAGACGGAGCUCAUUGGCGCACUGCAGAACUUCGGUCAAAUGCUAUCUGCGGCCAGGAUACCAGCAGGAAAUCCUGUCUUAGAGAAAGAGCUCACAGCGAAGUUUUCUGAAAACACACAGUUGCACCUUCGGCUCCAACAGAUCUCAAGUGAGAUUGAUUCUCUUCGAAUGCAAGUCAGCAGCAAGACAUCUGAAGUCAUGCAACUUCAAAACAAGUUGAAAGAGUCAAUGGACAAUGAACAGGAGCAUAGGGGCCAAGUUUCCCGGUGCGAAAUCGAGAAAACAGCUUUGCGUGGAGAGCUUGUGAUACUCGAACAGAGAAUCCGAGAGGAACUGACCAUCGCCGCCAGAACGUCGCAGGAUGGCAUGAGAGAGAAGUUCGAACACGAAGUCAGAGACCUUGAGACGAUCAACAUUCGACUUGAACAUGAUCUAAAGAACUUGAAAACACAGCUUUCCGAUGCUCAGACUUUGCUGCGCCAAGAAUCACAGGCACAGAUUGAAGAUCUAACCAAAGCAUGUUCCGAAUAUGUUCUCAAAGAGAAAGCAAUUGAGGUUGAAUUGCAGAUGACCAAGGCCUCCGAGAAUAAGCUUCAUUCGGAGAAAGAGAUGGCUAAGGAGCUACUCGAUCAAGCUAAUCGGAAGGCUCACAGGCUUGAGGCACAACUGGAACUCAAGACUCAAUCGGAAAGUAUGAUGGAAAAGGCUAAGCAAGAGGCGGAAAAAGCAUUUGUGUUGCUCGAGCUGGAAGCGACACGAAAAAGCGAAGAGAUGCAGUCCAUGAAACAAGCCAUCAGCCUGCUCGAAUCCCGGUCUGCAGCUUUGGAGAAGAUUGGAGGAGAGGCUGAUGCUGAGAUUGUAUCCCUUCUUCAGCGAGCCCAAGAAGCCGAAAGCUGGCAAGUCACAAUGCGAGAAGGGCUUGCGAAGAUUAUGGAAAUACAUCCAGACGAGCCUUUCGAAUUGACAUGGCAGAGAAUCGAAACUGCGCUGAAAUUGUCAGUCACGCAGCGCACCACGGAAAACACAUUAUGCACCAGCGUUGAACAAAAUGAUGAGGUGGAGACUGAGAGGAAAGGCAAUGAUGCCGAAGGGCUGGAGAAACGUGACGCGGAGGCUGAAUUUGCGAAUGAGCUUGUUGAAAGGCUUCGCGAUGCAAGUGAAAGACUUCCGCUGGAGCAAAGACUACCACCAAGUGUCUGCGAUGCUCCCAAGUCGUUUGAGCAUGACAAUUGUGUUGACCCGCGGCGCAUGCUACCCAUUGACCAUGGCCACAUCGUGCCGUUCUCCAGUCUCCAUGAGAAAAUUGCAGCUGAAGGCGAUGACUUUUCAUUGUUCAACGAUACAGCUGAGCUGGAAAUGCUCAUGCUGUCAACACCCGACCUCCAGGGGCCUUUUGCUUCCAGCCAAAGAGCACCAUGUGAUCGGCUCAAGGACGCCCCAAAGGCUCCAGAGACAUCUGAUAAAGGAAACGAGGUUGCCAAAGAGGCUGACUCUGUGGUUGAUUCCGCCAAUAUCGAGAAGUCCCAACUGGUCCAUCAUGGAGAGCUUCGUGAGAAGGUCUCUUACGAUUGCCCCAAAAUUAAACAAGUCAACGCGAGGCGAAAGGUAGUCAGCUUCGAGGGGUCGCGUCUUUCCUCCCAGGCUGAGGUCAAGGGAACACGGCGGCUAUCAGAUGCCACUGAUGAGAGUUCCGGCAGAGACUCCGAAAGCAAAGAGACUAAGCGCACGUAUAAGCGCACCUACAGUCGUCUCCGUCAAUCUGUGGUCCAGGACGAAAACCACGCUGACGAAAAAACGGAAUUGCAGCCAUCCAUUGAGGAUCCAACCGCAAAUCCUCGACAAGGCUCGACCAUUACGGCCGAAGACCCCGGUGCGCCCUGCAAGCCACCAAAGAGAUCGCGUAAGACAGGCGUCGAGCCGGAACGACGUCUCAGCCCAAAAGGUCUGGCUUCAGGCAGUAGUAAAAGCAACGCGGUCAGCACAUCUACUAAUUUGCGAGCCCGGGCCAAGCGCCGCAGUCGAGGUAAGGUGUCUCAUUUCUCCAUGUAG